Molecule: messenger RNA, 1408 nt
Organism: Aegilops tauschii subsp. strangulata
Lineage: Eukaryota; Viridiplantae; Streptophyta; Magnoliopsida; Poales; Poaceae
Molecular function (GO): protein binding
Source: RefSeq, a predicted model, not a curated record
AUGCGUCUUUGUUUUAAUAAAGCCUGCAAACAGAAAGCGGAAGCAAACCCUGACCAAUCCUUGACCCCGACUGACGCGCAGGAGGCUGCGGCGGCCGCCGCCGCCCAAACCCUAGACGAGGACGACGCCGCAAUCGCGCUGCCCACCAUGUCCGCCAUGGAUCGUCUCCCCAUGGAGCUGCUCGCCGAGAUCCUCCGCCGCCUCCCGCCGCGGGGCAUCGCUACGUGCCGGGCCGUCCGCAAGGGCUGGCGCGCCGCCGUGGACUCCAACGGGCUGAUGCUCGCGGUGGAGCACCGGGUGCCGCACCACGUCGGCGGCAUCAUCAUCAACUUCUCCUACGAGGACCGGCCCUACUUCUUCCCCUGCGGGGCCGGCCCUACGGGCAUCGGCCUCAACGCCACGGCGCUCGAUUUCAUGAUCCCACCGGAGGUGGAAACGGGGCGGGGGAUCGUCCUCGACCACCGCAACGGCCUCCUCCUGUACGAGGGCGAGUACGCGUUGUACGUGUGCAACCCCGCGACGCGGCGGUGGGCGGAGCUUCCCCCUUUGCCCUCAUAUCGCCCCGGCGCCUAUUACCUCCUGUUCGACCCCACCGAGUCGCUGCACUACAGCGUCUUCUUCUUCCCCGAGCCCAACAAACAUGAUCAGUCGAUGGAAUGGCCGCCGUCUUCCUACAUGGUGAAAGUGUACUGCUCGAGAAGCGGCCAGUGGGAUGACAUGACAUUUGUCCGAGAAGGAGGUGCAACAACGGUGGCCAUGUGGGCAGAUCGAAUCAAUGAACGAAAGCGCCAUGCCGUGUACUGGCGAGGGGCAUUCUAUCUUCAUUGCCCCACUGGUUUCAUCAUAAGAGCGCAAGGGUUGGGUGAUGGAGAAGACAACGAGCUGGGUGAUGGAGAAGACAACGAGUUUGGUGAUGGAGAAGACAAUGAGUGGGACUCUAGUGGUGAAAGUCAUGCUGAUGAUUCUGGGGAAGAAGAAGAGGCUGAAGAAUUAGAUGAAGAUAUGGAACAACAUAUUAUAUUUAAUAAUGGCAUACGCUUUAUUGGGUACCAUCCAAACAAGGAGAUUGCUUUUCUGGUGACCCGUAGCUUAUAUGGGUUUGCUUACUACCUUGGUACCUCUAAGUUGCGCUACUUGGGAUCACUUUACCCAGAUGGAUGUUCUAAUCCUCAAUAUUUGGCCUUACAUAAGUCUUUCAUCUACACUCCUUGCAUGGAUGAUGUGCUUCCUACUUGCAAUGGCCCAUAAUAACAUGUACUCUAUCCUCUCUAUAGUAGACUGCUAUGUCUUUAAUCUAGUGUAAUCAACACUGCACUCUGCGGGAAUGUACUUGUACCAGGUGUUGAAAUUGAACAAAUGCUUUGGUGACGGAGCUUGACAAUUAAUGAUCAUCCAUGAAAUUUUCUUA